CCCGAUUAUUAUGAAAGGGAAAAUUGUGAACUUCGUCGUGUUUAAAGUUUAAUAAUGACAUAGCUGUGAUAUAUUUUGAUUUAGAAAGUAUACGUUGAACUUUUGUUGCGUUAAAGCCGUGGUUUUUGUGAAAAGUGCAAAUAAGCCAGCUAGAUUAUGUCAAAUUUCCUAUGAUAGUUGGCUAAUAUAACAUGGCCGCCUAAAGACGACUAUACAUUACAUGUCUUUUGUUGUGUAAAAUUAUAUUUUUUUUAUUAAAACAUGGAGUUGAGAGUGGGCAACAAAUAUAGGCUAGGCCGAAAAAUAGGAUCCGGUUCGUUUGGAGACAUUUACUUAGGAACCAAUAUUUCUACAGGCGAAGAAGUAGCUAUUAAAUUAGAAUGUAUAAAAACGAGACAUCCACAGCUUCACAUAGAAUCAAAAUUUUACAAAAUGAUGCAGGGCGGAGUGGGUAUACCGCAGAUAAAAUGGUGCGGCUCGGAGGGCGAUUACAACGUGAUGGUGAUGGAGCUGCUCGGCCCGUCGUUGGAGGACCUGUUCAAUUUCUGUUCGCGUCGCUUCUCGCUGAAGACGGUCCUGCUGUUGGCCGAUCAAUUGAUCUCGCGCACGGACUUCAUCCAUUCGCGGAACUUCAUCCACAGGGACAUCAAACCGGACAAUUUCCUCAUGGGUUUGGGCAAAAAGGGGAAUCUAGUGUAUAUAAUCGAUUUCGGUCUGGCGAAAAAGUACAGGGACGGUAGGACUCACCAGCACAUACCUUAUAAAGAAAAUAAGAAUUUAACUGGUACUGCUAGGUAUGCGAGUAUAAAUACUCAUUUAGGUAUCGAACAAUCUAGGCGCGAUGAUUUGGAAUCGUUAGGUUAUGUUUUAAUGUACUUCAAUCGAGGCUCGUUACCGUGGCAAGGCCUGAAGGCGGCCAAUAAGCGGCAGAAAUACGAAAGAAUAUCGGAAAAGAAAAUGUCCACUCCCAUAGAAGAGUUAUGUAAGGGCUAUCCAAUAGAAUUUCCCACUUACCUGAAUUAUUGCCGGGAAUUGAGGUUCGAAGAGAGGCCGGACUACAGUUAUUUAAGACAAUUAUUUAGGACCCUGUUUCAUAGGCAAGGCUUCACGUACGACUACGUGUUCGAUUGGAAUAUGCUCAAAUUCGGAGGUUCGAGAGGCAGCCAUUGCGAGGAGAACGGCGGCGGCGGGGGCGGCCGAUCGGGCACCAGGUACGGCGGUCACGGGGCCGGCAUCGCGGCCGAUUCGUCGCCGGCGGCGCCGCUGUCGAGGACGCGGAGGCCGCACGACGCUCGCAUGGAAUUGGUGACAUCGGGUAACGCUACCGCCCAAAAUGUGCUCGAUGAAGUCAUCACCAGCAAUUCACCUAGGAUGUACGAUAGUCACGAACGGAGGGUUUCCAUGAGACUUAGGGCCAGUCAAGGAGCUCCGAACGCUUCCACGUCCGAUUUGAGCACGUCCCAACAAGCCAACGCCUCCAGAGCGGCAAUGGUACCUCCAAGCGGGCAGACGGGUGCCCAGGGCCCGCUUCCUAGGCGAGGUAGCGCUUCCAAAGAUCCGCCGACGGCGCCGCGGCUCAAAAAGUGAGAAAACUGCACCGAAUAAAAUGCGUUUUUAAUAGUGACAUAUUUUUUAAUUUGCUAGGUAGAUACGUUUUUUUUUAUUAUCGAAGUCGGCUGAUCGUUGGCUUCAGUUUGAGGAGGAUCAUUCGGAUAAGUAAAUGUGGUGUUUCGCGAAAAUGCUUUGCACAGUGCGAUAGGAAUAGCUGUGGACGUAAGGUUACUAUGCGCAGUAUGUACUAUUUGGGAAAAUCGCGCACGUACGUCACUGUUGUAGUUAUACCUAAAGCAUUGUACAUUGUAACUGUCCGAGUUGUGAGUAAAAGAAACGAUAGUAAUCGAUUAAAGGAUAGUAGUAUUUUUUUUAUUUAAUUAGUUGCAAUACGAGAAUAAUUUUAAUUUUUUUUAACUCAAUAUUCCAAUUGGAUUAUUCUCAAACUGAUACCUUCUUCGACCGAGGAAUCACAGUUAGAUUAUAAUUGAUUAGAGAAGUGAUAAAAACCGUGUUUUUCAUAAAUGUGAUUUUGUUAAGUUUUCCACCCCUUUUUGAGCUGUUUUCCUGCAUUUCGCAAAAUUUUUGUGUAAUAUUUUAUUUUGGCGAAAAAGGGCCAACUUCCUUUUUGUGGAAAAAAAAAGAGAACUUUAUUUCGAUGAAUGAGCACAAAAGUUUUCGUAACAUAGUUACUAUUUAAGUAAUACGAAUUUAUUUCGACGUGUAUGAUGAAUCGAAAAUGAUUACUUUUUUAUUAAUUAGUCGCGGAUAGAAAGUACGCUAAUUUAAAGGGAAAAAAUUUGUUUCUAUUAUAUUUUACUUACUAUUAGUUUUAAAUCGAAAAAUGAAACUUUUGUAUUAGCUACUUUCCUUUGUUCGACGAUUCGAUUUAUUGGAAUCGUCUUGCUCAUUGAAGAAAAAAAAUGCGUGCAAUUGAUGUGAGGAAAUAGUUUUUAGUGAAUAUGAUACCACUUAAGUGACUUCUGAUGAAGCAACGAUUGUAUAGUAAUGAUUUUGGAUACAGGUGUCACUAUAUAUUUUUAUCGUUUUUUUUAGGUAAACUUAAAGAAUUUCCUAUUUUGACGUGGCAAAAUUCGCGAGAAAAUUUUAAUGUGUGACAUGAAAAAAUAGGAAAAAAGAACCUUACUGAAUAUAUAUAAAUAUUAUAUAAACAUAAGAAGACUAUUUCGUGUUAAACGAAUUGGCUUUAUUUGUUGACGUUAUUUUUAGAUAGUUUACCUUAUUUUGUUCCUUUAUUCACAUAAACAGUACUGGUAAUAAUUUCUCAACUCAAAAAGUUAAGCUAAUUAAAAAUAACGUUGAAAAUAAUGUUGAUAAAAUGAAUGACUAAUUGUACAUAUCUAGACUGACUUUGUGUAUUUUGUUGUAUAAUAAGUAUAAAAAAUUCAUUUCGAUUGUUCAAAAAUUUUUUAUAAUACCAUCGGUAGAUAGCGUUUACCAUUUUUUGUAAUAAAACUUGAUUUAAACUAUAAGUCGAUUCAAAGGAGAAAGCCGAAAUUACUGUAAUAUGUUAAGUUUUCUGCAUUUAUUUUAUUCGUCAAUUGGUAGUACUUAAUUAAAAUACUCUUAAAUAGGAUUUAAAAAUCUGAAAAUCAUUUGGAAUUGUUUCAUAACAAGGCUAUCUUUGAAUUGAUGAUAAAAAAAUACUGUGUGUUUAGUAGAAAACUACUAUAAACGAGAAGCUUCUAUGUAACUUAUGAGCUAGAAGGCCUUCCGAGGCCAUCCAAAAUUCAAUACAGGGUGAAAUUUAAUUUUCUAUAUUAUAUUAAAGACAAUAGAUUAUAAAACCUAGGUCGACUUUUCUAUACCUACUUGCCCCUAAUCCUAUUUAAAACUUCUACUUGCGAAUACGACAAUGUAAAUGUAAAAGAGUAUUGUAAACUAAAAGAAACUAUCAAAACUAUAUAAAUUAGAAAGGAAAUGGAAACGAUUGCAAUUAUAAAAAAAUUGACCUAGUGUAAAAUUGUUGCAGGUGACAGAACGAGUCUUGAAUCCUUCGAUUGAACUAAAUUUAAUCCAUGAAAAUUGUUCCUCCGGGCGUUUCCUUUGUUGUCCCCGAUCACGGCUCGUUCCGUGAGCUGUACUUACAACAAUCGUGUUUUAAAGCACCCUAUGCUACUUUUAAUGUUCAUUCGUAUAAUUUAAAUAUAUAGAUUUUUUUUUUCGAAUAAGCGGACGUUGAAGGAGUGUUUUCAUAUCGCAAUUUUCCAAUAGAUUAUUUUUAAGUAAUAGGUAAAUUCCCGAAUUGUUAGAACAUCUCCGCAGUGGUUUUGGUAAACUUAUGAUAACUAAAUUACAAUAUUUUAAUAUCCUUUUGUAAUUCAUUCGUAAAAAAAAUACACAAGGCGCUUCAUAAAGUUUACCAAAGUCGUGAUUUAGCAAUAUUUCCGAAAAUUCAUUCACCACAAAAUUCACAUUUUUGUUACAUAAUUUUUUAGUAAUAUCAUAUUUUUUAUAUAGUAAUCGAAAAAAAAAGGUAACCCUUUACUGUAUAUAUAAAAUUACCUUGUCUUAAUGUUGUGUAAAUAUUU
Messenger RNA from Phyllotreta striolata, 4103 nucleotides. NCBI's taxonomy places the organism in Eukaryota, Metazoa, Arthropoda, Insecta, Coleoptera, Chrysomelidae. The record is from the annotation of a GenBank genome assembly.